AUGAGCUUCGGUUUCGGAGUAGGCGACUUUAUCGCCGUGCUGGAUAAAGCGAAGCUCUAUCGCGAGCGCUUUGCCGAUGCUCCGGAUCACUUUGACUCUCUUGGUCGCGAGAUUGCAUCCCUUACGUCGAUACUUGAAUACAUUGGCCGCGUCGAAGACCAGCUCACCGAAAGCGAAAAGGAGGCCUUGGCCCCUUCUAUCAAAGAGUCCACAAAGCUUCUGGGCGAGCUGGAGAAGAUUUUCAAUGACAACACGAGCUUGGAGAAACAUGAGGGCACUAGCAAGCUGGCCAACCUGAAACCUCGGGCUGUCUGGAGACGCCUAAGGAUAAAGCCCGAAGACAUUCAGAAGCUACGGCAGCGGAUUACCAUGAAUGUUCAUUUCCUCAGCGCGAUCAAGGGAUUUAGGGACAGGUACGUCAAUGUCGUCAGUAACACUUGA
This is a messenger RNA of Colletotrichum chrysophilum, 441 nucleotides long. RefSeq lists its product as uncharacterized. The transcript has 2 exons. The record is from RefSeq and is a predicted model, not a curated record. Bases 1 to 441 code for a protein of 146 amino acids. NCBI's taxonomy places the organism in Eukaryota, Fungi, Ascomycota, Sordariomycetes, Glomerellales, Glomerellaceae.